UGCGGAUCGCGUCGCCCGAGCGUUCGUCAGCCUUCCGGAAUGUUCUACGUCAUCUUCUUAUCUAUCUAAGCGCCCCGAACAACGCCUGCACAUAUCCACGAAGCGUGUUACCACCUAGACAUUGUUACAGCCGUUGCAAAACCUUCUCUAAGAUGGACGUCCAACUGUAUGUGUAUGACCUUUCUCAAGUAAGUGGCUGGAGCAGAUGUACAUGCGCGAUCUUUCGCGGCGCUGUUUAGACGUGUUCAGAGCUGACGGCAUCUAGGGUCUUGCACGAAGCAUGUCGCGGCAAUUCUUGGGCAUACAGAUCGAUGCCGUAUAUCACACCUCAAUCGUACUCGACGGCAUAGAAUACUACUACGGAUCAGGCGUGCAGACAUGUCGGGCGGGCACCACUCACCAUGGCCGGCCGAUGGAAGUAAUCAACCUUGGGCAGACUGCGCUCCCUAUGGAGGUCAUAUUAGAGUACCUAGAAUCUCUAAAGGAGAUAUAUACUGCUGAGUCCUACGAUCUUUUCGCACACAACUGCAACAACUUCUCGAACGACUUCGCCAUGUUCCUUGUCGGCAAAGGAAUACCAGGUCACAUCACUUCCCUCCCACAGACCGUCUUGAACACGCCGUUCGGACAGAUGCUCAAACCGCAAAUCGACGCCGCUAUGCGACCCAUCGUUCAAGCGCCCACACCGCAGCCGGUACAACCGCAAGCCCAUUCGAAAACGUCGAGCGCAAAUACAUCCAAUGGGGUCUCUUCUGGGGGUAGUGCUUUGGAAAUGAACACAGGCAGGGUCAACAACAUAACAGCACUGAAGGAUGUGGACCGCCUUCUCGAUCUCGCGAAAGACCGUUGCGCCAUCAUCUUCUUCACGAGCUCCACAUGCGCGCCAUGCAAGUUGGUGUACCAACCGUACGACGACCUCGCCGCCGAGACUGGCACCAAAUGUGUCUUCAUCAAAAUCGACUUCAGCCACGCCGAUCGCUCCAUCAACACUCGCUACCCGAACGUUCGCGCAACCCCAACAUUCAUAACAUACCUCAAAGGCGAAAAGCGAGACGAGUGGAGUGGAGCUGAUCCGAGGCAGCUGCGGAACAACGUGGAGAUGCUGGUUAAUGCUGCGUUCCCCGCGCACCCACAUCUCGAGAAAAGCACACCCAUGCUGUUACGGCAGAGUCAAAGGCCUGUCAAGUUCACCAAGGUGCCGCCACUGGAGAAGCUUGUCGCGAAGAUGGGAGAUGCAGGAAAGGAGCCAGCUGUUUCGUCAGUCGUGUCUUUUAUACAGACUCGCGAACAAUCUGGGGCCAUAGAAGCACCUCUGGGAGAUCUUCCGCAGUUCGCAAACUUCCUGAGGAACAGCACCUCAGUACUCCCACCAGAGCUUCUGUUCACGGCCUUAGAUCUGCUCAGGGUGGCCUUGACCGACGUCCGCGUGGCCGGCUUCUUUGCGGAAGAACACAAGGGAGCAACUGGCACACCUGCCACUAUACACCAUCUGCUGGACCACGUCGACAAGCUCGGCGAGUCCGCGCCUUACCCUCUUGGACUUACAACACUGCAUCUCGCAUGCAAUCUCUUCUCAUCACCCCUCUUCAUACCACACCUCCUCUCUCCACCGCUCUCAUCAACGCUAAUCUCCAUCUUAACAACCGCUCUCCUCGACGAGAAGCACCCCGCGCUCAAAGCCUCAGCUCUCAGUCUAGCCAUGAACAUGGCAUCUUCGAACCAACAAGUACGCAUGAAGAAGCACAGCGCAAACCCGUCAGCCUCCUUAUCUUCGGAGACGGAGCUACCGGAGGCGGAGCAAGGCGAGCUUCUGGCGUCGCUACUGGAAAAUAUUGGCACUGAAGAGCAGUGGAGCGAAAACCAGAAGAUGGGUGUCAUAUGUGUUGGUUGGUUGGUGUAUGCUGCGGAUAUGCAGGGCGAGUUGAGGGAUACGUGGAAGGUAAUGGAUGCUGCGGGUACGAUAGGGAAGGUUCAAGCGAAGGCUGGUGAGGAUAGCUUGAUGGUGAAGGAGGUGAAGGGGUUGUUGGAGGUAUAGCAUGUAAUAAUAAGAGUUAUCAAGAAGCGCACAAAGCGACUUGUCUAUAAUACUGCGAUGUGGGUUGAUGAAGGUGACUCGCCAGCCGUUGUGCCAUUACAAGUCCAUGGUACCCUUCAAUCUUACGUGCGCAUUCGUAAUGCGCCCACUACAAAAUUUUCGUACUCACGCUGAUUGCAGUCAUAUGUACAUCGCAAUAAUCACCGGCUCAAUCCGCUCACCCAUAUCGUGGACUUUGCUCACUCUUUGCUUCCAUCUUGCCAACACGAUGUGCGAUGAUGACUACAACCGCCCUUCGGAUGCGAUCCCUCCUACUGUCUACAAAGAGCUGGAGUCACCGUACCGCGGUAUAUAGAGGUAACCUACAGGCUGCGGUCAACACCCGUUACGAAUGACCGAAUACG
Alternaria rosae is the source of this 2439-nucleotide messenger RNA. Its product is annotated as PPPDE putative peptidase domain-containing protein. Gene Ontology annotation, molecular function: peptidase activity. The record is from RefSeq and is a predicted model, not a curated record. The transcript has 3 exons. Bases 281 to 2035 code for a protein of 584 amino acids. Gene Ontology annotation, biological process: protein modification by small protein removal. NCBI's taxonomy places the organism in Eukaryota, Fungi, Ascomycota, Dothideomycetes, Pleosporales, Pleosporaceae.